UAUCAGUCGGAUCAAAUGUCAUAAAAUAAAUUAACUUAAAAGAAACUAUAACUAUUAUAAUAAUAUUAAAGUGUGAAAUAGUCUUUAAAGAAUUUACGAUCAAUUGCGGAUACGUAAAGUACAUAUUAAAGUGAAAUGACAAAUCGAGUUAGAAACACAAGUAAGGUCGAAGCUUUAAUUGAAAGCUGCCGAAGUGAGGGGAAAUGGCAAAAAGUAAUAGAAUUAGCAGAGGAAUUGAAAAUUAGCUCUCCAAAUUGUGAAUGCUUAGCAAACUUUCUUCUCGGAGAAGGGUAUUUGGAAAAUUAUUUAGAAGAGAAUGAUCCUAUAGAAACAAAUUUUACCAAAGCGAAAACUGGUUUACAAGAAUCCAGACAAUGUUUAAGUUUAGUUACUGGAGACGAUGGACGUCGUGCUGGCAUCGCUUUGGAUGCUUAUUUAUUGCUAGCCAAAUUGUGUUAUGCUUGUGGUCAAUAUGAAGAAAGUUUAGAGAAUUUUAUUAAAGCUGAGUUAAAUACACUAUCAGAAAAGGAAUUAACUUUGCGUAGUUUAAAAAUAUUAGCCGAAUCAUAUGCAAUUAAGGGGCUAUGUUUAGAGCAUCAAACUUCCAGAGCAUCUUCUAAAUUUAAAAAAGCAGAAAAGGAAACAGAAAUGAUAACUUGUUUUGAACGCGCUACUGAUUUAGGAUUAUUAUAUCUUCAAGAGCAAGAUAUGUCCCAACCUGUUUUAGUAGGUAGCGAAAGUUCUUCUACACGUAGAAUGGGAACGAUUUUAGAAACAGCAUUACAACGUGCGCCAAUAGUUCUUAUAAAAACAGGAAAACUUCAAGAAGCUGUUGAAAGAUAUCGUGUAAUGUUGAAUGCUAUUGAAACUCGUACUACACAAUCUUUAAGACUGACAUUGGCUCGUCAAUUAGCCGAAGUAUUAUUACGUGGUGUUUCUGGAACAAUUUACACCCCACCGAAAAAUUUGUCUUCAUCUAAAUCCGGUUCAGCAAAAAAAUUAUGGAAACCUACAAAAUAUUCUGGACGUAAUUUUUUUGUGCCGAGAAAUCAACAUGAAGAAACUAUAUUACUUUUGCUUAUUUCUGAAUCUUUAGCAGUACGCGAUGCCGUUCUUUCGCAAAGUCCCGAAUUUAGGGUUGCUCGAAUACAUGCGCUUGGUAAUGCAACUGCUGUGUACGAUCUUUUAACUUUAGCUACAGUGCGCUGGAAUUUAAUAAAUUUGUUAAACGAUUCUUUUGAAAAAUCAUUAAAAUUUACAUUUUGCGAGCAACACGUUUGGGGACAAUAUGCUUUAAGUCUCGUCUCUUUAAAUCGACAUUCGCAUGCUAUUAAAGCCUUGAAAGAAUCUUCCAAACUGGCACCAAAUGAUCCAGUUUUAUGCCUUUUGUCAGCACGAUUAUGUUAUGAACAUUUGGGUUUAAUUCAAAAAGGUCUUCAACAUUCUGAGCAAGCCUUGAUGAAAGGAGUAAAGGGUAUUCAUCCAACACGAACCCAACUUUAUAUAGGAAUUGGACUACAACAAAAUGCCGUAAAUGCGACACUGAGAUCCGAAAAAGAAAAAUAUAGUGCUUUGGCAUUGAAAGCUCUUGAAAAAGCUGUGCAAAACGACCCAAAUGACCAUUUAGCUGCAUAUUACUUAGCUCUACAACAUGCAUUUAAUUAUAACAUUCCUGAAGCGCUAGUUCACAUAGGAAAUGCACUCAACUUAAGGACAGAGCAUGCACCUAGUUUACAUUUGUUUGGUUUGUUAUUAACAGCAAGUCGCCGUCCCCGAGAAGCUUUAUCUGUUAUUGAGGAUGCUUUGCAAGAAUUUCCAGACAAUUUGAACUUGUUGCAUGUUAAAGCCCACCUGCAACUUUAUUUGUAUGAUCCGGAAACUUCUUUAAUGACUGUUCAAAAAAUGCUUUCAUUAUGGAGAGAUUUGUAUGAAAUGCAGGCUGUUGGCACAAAUAAUGAAAAUGAUGUCGCGGAAAGACAAUCUGACACCAGAAGUCUUCUUCAAUUACAACAUUCAUCGCAAUUGUCAGAUAAAGAUUCUAAUUCAAUUUAUGCAGCUUCUGUAGCAGCAGUAUCUCGAGUUGAACAAGCGUUGAGUGAAGUGGCUAGUUCGUUAAGUUCUUUUAACCCAAGAUCAGGUCCUCAGAGUGCGUGGAUGAUUCAACUAAAGGUAUGGCUGCUAUUAGCUGAUAUAUAUUUAACAAUUGAUCAACCAAAUGAAGCCCUCAACUGUAUAUUAGAGGCUUCACAAAUUUAUCCAUUAUCUCACCAAAUUAUGUUUAUGCGCGGACAAGUAUACGUUUAUCUAUCUCAAUGGACAGAUGCGAAACAAUGCUUUUUAAAUGCAGUAGCAGCAAAUCCAUGUCAUACCGAUGCUUUACGAUAUUUGGGUGAAACUCAUCAUAUAUUGGGAGAACCACGUUUAGCUGAAAAAAUGUUAAAAGAUGCAGCAAAAUUAGAUCCAAAUUGUCCAAAAAUAUGGUUUAGUUUAGGCAAAGUACUAGAAACUCUUGGGGACUAUACCGCAUCUGCUGAUUGUAUGGCAACAGCUCUGCAAUUAGAGCCUUCAUGUCCUGUUUUGCCCUUUACCUCAAUAUCUCUAACAUUUGAAUGAGGAAUACGAAUACAAUGUUAUUUGUUUUGCCUAAAUAUCUUCCACUAAAAAAUAUAUAUCUUCUUUAAUUUUUAAUAAAAGUAUUAUCGAUUUGUGUUUUAUGUUUAAAAUUAAAAUAAAUCUAGAAUCAGUAUAAAAUUUCUUUAUUAUAUUAUGAACUAUUAUAAUUUGUGAAUUAUAAAAAGAAAAAAAUGUUAUUAACAUUCUCUGUUUUUGGAAGCCAACACAUAUUACUUGUAUUUUGCUUCACGAUUUAUUUGUUGUUGGAUUUUUUUUUACUGUUAAAACUAAUAUUAUAUACUUAUAUAUAAAAAAGCUAAAUGUAAAAUAAUUACUAAAUUAUUUGUGUAUAUACAUAUAUUUUAAUCAGGGAUUUAGAAAAAAAUUGGGAUAUAAAUUAGUUAAAAUUAUUUAAUAAUGCUCUAUAUAUUAAGUAUGUAGAUAAUAUAAAUGAGUUUAGAUUACAAUUCGACUCACUUAAUAGAUGCUAUAAAGCGAUUUUCUAAGAUGUAACAUUAUAUAAAAUAUUAUGAAGUAAUAUAGCAAAAAAUAUGUCAGAAACAAUUAAAAAGCGUAACGAGUAAAUAUUUAGUUGUAAAUGUGAAAAAAACCAAUAAAACGUUGAUUAACAUAAAAAGAAGAA
Molecule: messenger RNA, 3256 nt
Organism: Condylostylus longicornis
Lineage: Eukaryota; Metazoa; Arthropoda; Insecta; Diptera; Dolichopodidae
Gene: Ttc7
Product: tetratricopeptide repeat protein 7B
Exons: 2
Coding region: 136-2613 (825 amino acids)
Biological process (GO): protein localization to plasma membrane; phosphatidylinositol phosphate biosynthetic process
Cellular component (GO): plasma membrane
Molecular function (GO): protein binding
Source: RefSeq, a predicted model, not a curated record